AAUUGCAAGGCUCGGCCACGCACCCUGAUUCGCGACAAAGAAGGCCGAACGACGUCCGAGCCCUAAAUUCGGUCGACAGACUGGUCCUGCAGCUGUCAUAAUUAGGAAGCCAUCUACCAAAUCCCUCGUUCUUGACCCUCCAGUUUCGCCUCAUGGACCGGCAGUACUGCGCCCACGUGUGGCACUGACAACUUUUCUUCACUCUGUCUUCCUUCGCCAUGGAGAAGUACUCGCAGUUCCGGGACAAAGUUGCGCUUCUAGGCACCGCGAUUGCGCCCUUCUUCCCUGUAACUACCCCACCAGCCAGCUCGCUCUGGACACCGCUCCACAUCCUCCUCUUCGUCAUCCGCGUGCCCCCGGUCUUCUUCCUUUCCCUCUUUUACUUUCUGGUCCUCGAGUGGCUGCCUGUGCCGCAGCUUGUGCGGAAAGGCGUCCUAUGGCUCAUACUCGCGAUACCCGGGGUGUGGUGGGUAGAUCUACAGGUUGAUGGCGUCAAGAGAGGGUAUGUCGACAUAGAUCCUGCGCUGUGCGUCGCUGGAUACCAUUCCCUACCGAUGAGUAUCUACCAUCUUCGGAAGAGCAGACGUACUGAGGAAGGUGCGCGCUACAGGAAGCUUGCAGAGGUGCCGGGCCAUCUCCCACAUCCAGGCACUAUCAUUGCGUCGUCCUUUACCUCGCCCCUCGAUCCGCUGUAUCUGGCGGGGAUAUUCUGUCCGAUUUUCACGCGUUCAUAUCCGUCGACGCGGAAGGUAGAACGGAUAUCUCUAUUCCGCGCGAUUCUUCUCGCCUUCGGUCCUCCAUCCAUCUUCCCGGGAAAUCCAGAUAACCUGGUCACAAUGAAGGAACUCGAAGCGAAACACCCGCAAUCUAUAAUUUGCGUAUUUCCCGAGUGCACGACGACGAAUGGCCGAGGGAUUCUGCCCCUCUGUCCUAGUCUGCUAACCGCUAACCCGAAAACCCGCAUCUACCCAGUCAAUGUGCGCUAUACACCAGGCGAUAUCACGACGCCGGUUCCGGGAAACUACAUUUUAUGGUUAUGGAAACUGCUGAGUAAGCCUACGCAUUGUAUGCGCGUCCGGAUCGCGAGGAGCAUGUACAACAAUCCCACCCUGGAUUCUCCGAUUGUUUGGGGUGAGAAGGCAGCAGGCAAAGGCAGCGGGGUAGAUAUGGUCGUUGACACGGACAUCUUCGACAGCCUUCAUUUGAGAAAUGGGAUCGUUAAGGAUGGCGGUGAAGGGGAGACGGAGGGAGUAGGAGGGAAGGUGAAGAAGGAUGAGCAGAAGGUGCUGGAUAGAGUGGGUGAGGAUCUGGCUAGACUAGGGAGAGUGAAGAGGGUAGGGUUAGGUGUGCAGGAUAAAAUUGAGUUUGUAAAAGUCUGGAGAAAGAGACGGAGGUAG
This is a messenger RNA of Lindgomyces ingoldianus, 1397 nucleotides long. RefSeq lists its product as uncharacterized. The record is from RefSeq and is a predicted model, not a curated record. NCBI's taxonomy places the organism in Eukaryota, Fungi, Ascomycota, Dothideomycetes, Pleosporales, Lindgomycetaceae. The transcript is spliced from 2 exons. The coding region runs from base 219 to 1397 and encodes 392 amino acids.